Messenger RNA from Etheostoma spectabile (orangethroat darter), 1426 nucleotides. RefSeq names its product keratin, type I cytoskeletal 13. The coding region runs from base 138 to 1385 and encodes 415 amino acids. Gene Ontology annotation, molecular function: structural molecule activity. Lineage: Eukaryota; Metazoa; Chordata; Actinopteri; Perciformes; Percidae. The transcript is spliced from 7 exons. Gene Ontology annotation, cellular component: cytoskeleton. The record is from RefSeq and is a predicted model, not a curated record.
CUCCGUGGCCCCUGAAGUAUGCCUCGGGGGCUGGACCCUCCUCCCUUUGCACACAUCCAGGUGUGAAUAAAAAGGAGCCGGGUCUGCACUCCACUCCAUUCUCUCGUCUCCAUCCCAAGCAGACUGACUCCUCCACCAUGUCCUCCUUCGCUCGGUCCGUUACCUUCUCCAGCGGGAGCCGCCUCAGCUCGGCGAGGGCCCCCAGCGUGUACGGCGGCGCCGGCGGGUCGGGAGUCCGCAUCUCCAGCAUGAGCUCUCCCAGGAGCUUCUCCUCCGCCGGGUCAGGGUUUUCUGUCGCCGGGUCCGGCGGCGGUGGCUUCAACCUGGCCGACGGCGUCGACAUCUCCGACAACAAGAAGGUGACCAUGCAGAACCUCAACGACCGCCUGGCAUCCUACCUGGACAAGGUGCGCUCCCUGGAGAAGGCCAACGGGGACCUGGAGCUGAAGAUCAGGCAGUUCCUGGAGAGCAAGACCAAACCGGAGAGCCACGACUGCGUUGCGUUCAAGGCCACCAUCAGCGACCUGCAGGACAAGAUCUUCAUCGCCACCCGGGAGAACGGAUCUCUGUACCUGUCCAUCGACAACGCCAAGCUGGCUGCAGACGACUUCAGGACCAAGUUUGAGAACGAGCUGGCCAUGCGCCAGUCGGUGGAGGCCGACAUCGGGGGACUGAGGCGAGUCCUGGACGAGCUGACCCUGGGACGGUCCGACCUGGAGAUGCAGAUCGAAUCGCUGAGAGAGGAACUCAUCCAGCUGAAGAGGAACCACGAGGAGGACCUGCUGGGCAUGCAGGCCCAGGUGGGGGGGCAGGUGAACGUGGAGGUGGACGCCGCUCCCCAGCAGGACCUGUCCGCCGUCAUGGCCGGGAUCAGAGAGCACUACGAGACCGUGGCCAACAAGAACCGCAAGGAGCUGGAGUCCUGGUUCCAGACCAAGUCCGAGGACCUGAACAAGGAGGUGGCCGUGAGCACGGAGACGCUGCAGUCGUCCCGCUCCGAGGUGACGGAGGUGAAGCGCUCGCUGCAGGGCCUGGAGAUCGAGCUGCAGUCCCAGCUCAGCAUGAAGAAGUCUCUGGAAGGCACCCUGGCCGACACCCAGGGGCGCUACGCCAACAUGCUGGCAGGGUACCAGAGGCAGGUGGGGGGGCUGGAGGAACAGCUGGCCCACCUCCGGGCCGACCUGGAGAGACAGGGUCUGGAGUACCAGAUGCUGCUGGACAUCAAGACCAGGCUGGAGAUGGAGAUCGCCGAGUACAGGAGGCUGCUGGACGGGGAGAGCUUCAGCGCGUCCACCGCCUCUUCAUCUUCAUCUAAAAGUAAAGUUAUGAUCAUCACCAAAGAAUUCAGCGACGAUGAGCUGCUGAGUGCCGAGAUCCAGAAGUGAGACCGCAGCACGCCCUUCACAAUAAAAUGAUCUGAAAAGUG